This is a messenger RNA of Prunus armeniaca (apricot), 1053 nucleotides long. The record is from the annotation of a GenBank genome assembly. Lineage: Eukaryota; Viridiplantae; Streptophyta; Magnoliopsida; Rosales; Rosaceae.
AUGCAAUCUCCUCUAAGAUCACAAACAACUAGAGACUUGCAAGCGUCUCAGGAAUUUGGUUCACUUGAUUCUCCAGUUUCAAUCUCAGAAACCUAUGAUCAUACUAUACAGAAAUGGAAAAGUUUGAGUGAUGUAUAUGUUCAAUGCAAGAUGAGCAUUAUUGAACCUGAAGAUUUCAGUGAGGUAGUCAAAGAUGAAGCUUGGAAAAAGGCUAUGACAGAAGAGAUGUUAAUGAUAGAGAAGAACUCAACUUGGGAGUUAGUAGAUAGGCCAUGCAACAAACCAAUUGUGGGAGUGAAGUGGGUCUAUAAAACAAAGCUGAAUCUUGAUGGUUCCAUUCAAAAACACAAAGCCAGACUUGUAGCCAAGGGCUACACACAGAAACCAAGGGUUGACUACAAUGAAACCUUUGCCCCUGUGGCAAGGUUAGAUACCAUUAGGAUACUCAUUGCACUAGCUGCACAGAAAGGUUGGAAACUGUGGCAAUUGGAUGUUAAAUCAGUGUUCCUGAAUGGUGUUCUUGAAAAGAAGGCACCAAUGGCCUGGUAUAGUGAAAUUGACACAUACCUAAUUCACUGUGGCUUUCACAAAAGCUCAAGUGAAGCAACUUUAUAUGUGUGGAACAAGGAAGGUGUUGGUACUUUGAUUGUGUCAAUCUAUGUUGAUGACGUAGUGUACACAGGAAGUAGUGCAAAAAUGAUGGAAGAGUUCAAGGCUGAGAUGAUGUGCAAAUAUGAGGUGUUAGAUUUGGAUUUACUCCAUCAUUUUCUUGGAAUGGGGCACAGUGUAGCACUUUCAACUGCAGAAGCAGAGUAUGUAAAUGCAGCUGAAGCAACCUCUCAAGCCAUUUGGCUUAAGUUUGUGCUCGAGGACUUUGGAGAAGAGCAAGCUGCUGUAACUACUCUAUUCUGUGACAACACUUCAGCUAUAGCCAUGUCUAAGAAUCCGGUGUUUCACCAAAGAACCAAGCACAUUGGCAAGAAGUUUCACUUAAUUAUAGAUACAAUUCAAGAAGGUGUGAUUGAUUUGGUCUACUGCAAAGGUGAAGAAUAG